Messenger RNA from Vigna angularis (adzuki bean), 1615 nucleotides. RefSeq lists its product as uncharacterized. The transcript has 2 exons. The record is from RefSeq and is a predicted model, not a curated record. NCBI's taxonomy places the organism in Eukaryota, Viridiplantae, Streptophyta, Magnoliopsida, Fabales, Fabaceae. The coding region runs from base 269 to 1399 and encodes 376 amino acids.
UUGAUCUUCUGCUUUUCCAAGAUUACUUUUGCCGCUUUUGCCUACUCUGUAAGUCUUUCGUCUUCAUUGCUUGCUCAUCAUGAUGCGCACAUUCUCACACACGAAUCACUCAGUUCAUAGACAUGAUUCUUCAAGAGCAUCUUCCGUCGCUCUUCCAUGAUGGUAUCAGAGCUCUUCCUUUGAAGAGCUCUGUUGCGCCUCUAAACCCUAUUUUUUUUUUGGUUCCUCUUUUCUUCUCUUUGCCUAUUCUUUUACAGGAUAUUCCACGAUGAUGGAGGAACAUACUCUUUCUUCCGGUCUCCUGUAUCUUCAUCCAAGCGAAAGCCCUGCAAUUUCCCUUGUUUCCCCUCUCUUAGAAUCCAACAAUUACCAUGCUUGGAGCAAAUCAAUGUGCACAGCCUUGAGUGCCAAGAACAAGAUUCAAUUUAUUGAUGGUACCGCUACACCGCCGCAAAAGGAAGCUGAUUUUUAUCACGCAUGGACAAGAUGCAACGACAUGGUGGUCUCUUGGCUCGUACAUUCUGUAUCUCCGGACAUACGCCGCAACAUCCUCUGGAUGGAUAGCGCCCAGGCCAUAUGGGACGACCUAAAAUCAAGAUUCUUCCAAGGAGAUCUCCUACGCAUUUCUGAGUUACAAAAUGAAGCCGCCGCUCUAAAACAAGGGGAAAGAACCGUGACAGAGUUUUUUACCAAGUUGUGUAUAAUAUGGGAUGAGCUCGACAACUUUCGUCCUGAACCGACCUGCUCCUGUGAAAUCAAGUGCUCUUGCAAACUUAUUUCAACAAUUGCUCAACGAAAGCAUGAAGAUCGGACUCUACAAUUUCUUCGCGGACUGAAUGAACAAUACGAUAACAUUCAGUCUCACGUUUUGCUUAUGGAUCCUAUGCCUCCCAUUUCAAAAAUCUUUUCCUAUGUUGUACAACAAGAAAGACAGGUUAUGAGCAAUAAUUUUCUCAAUGGGUUGGAAAUUAAACACGUUGCUGCUGUCGGCAUCGUCACUUGUUCCUAUUGUGGCAAAAAUGGUCACAACGAAUCGGUUUGCUUCAAGAAACAUGGAUUCCCAGCUAACAAAAAUACUACUGGUAAGAAGAUUUGCUCUCAUUGUGAAAAAGCUGGACAUACCAUUGAAGUCUGCUACAGGAAACAUGGGUUUCCUCCAGGUCAUAAACUCCAUAAUGGAAAAAGUUUCAUGACUACAAAUCAAGAUACCAAGAAUGAUGGUUCUUCAGAUGCCAAUGAUCAAGAGGUCCGCUUGACACAACAACAAUAUCAAGCUCUCCUGACUCUUAUCAAGCCCUCUCACGACACAGGAACCUCAUCAACUAAUCAGAUCAGUUCUGUAAUAUCUAAUUCAAAUGAUACAGGAUUUGACAACAAACAACAAGACUGGUUCAGUUGAUAUCAAUGGAGGGUUGUACAUCUUUCGUGGAUCCACCAACAUUACACAGCAUUUUACUCACUCUGUAGAUAAGCACACUCCUGCUAAAUCUGAUUGUAACAACAUUUGGCACAAUCGGCUAGGUCAUUUGUCUGAUAAAAGACUAGAAAUUUUGAGACAAAAGUAUAGUUACAUUGAUUUUAGAACUGAAAAUUGCAAUGCUUGCCACACUGCUAA